ACAUUUUUGGAUCAACUUUUAUGAUCAGAUCCAAACAUCUCAAAUCCUAAACUAAAACCCACAUAGAAAGAUCAGAGAAACCCACCCCGCCAUAUCCGAUAUCAGCUAUUAAAAACUCCCAAAGAUGUGGCCUAUAUAUCUUCUCUUCAACAAAUUUUCGGGAGCAAAAGAGAAAACUGUUCAAAGAUCAGGCAGGAGCAAAUUGAGGCUGAUUCGGCCCUUACCUUUUAUUCAGUCUCCAACCCAUAGGCUUUUGUCCCGGUCAGUUUCUAUCCAAGUCCAACACAUCAACCAACUACAUUCUUGGGAUUGUGGCCUUGCUUGUGUUGCAAUGGUUUUGAGAACUAUUGGCUUCAGUAAUUGUACUAUUGGGGAAUUGGAAGAGCUAUGUUGUACAAGAAGCAUUUGGACAGUUGAUCUAGCAUAUUUGUUGCAGAAAUAUUCAGCAGAUUUUUACUAUUUCACAGUCACGUUAGGAGCGAACCCAAAUUUUAAUGUGGAGUCAUUUUACAAGGAGCAAUUACCUACUGAUCUGCUACGUGUCAAUAUGUUGUUCCAAAAGGCACGUGAAGCUGGCAUCGAUGUUGAGUGCAGGUCAGUUAGUGCAGAAGAGAUCUCUUUAUUAAUAUUGUCAAGAAACUAUAUUGCAAUUGCUUUAGUUGACCAAUGCAAGUUAAGUCAUUCUUGGCUGGAGGACCUUUAUGUUUCAAGCUUUUGCAGUAACAAGCCCGGGUAUACAGGUCACUAUGUUGUCAUCUGUGGCUAUGAUUCAGACACAGACACAUUUGAGAUCCGAGAUCCAGCAAGCUCACAGGAAUACGAAAGGGUAAGUUCAAGGUGUCUAGAAGAGGCUCGCAAAGCCUUCGGAACCGAUGAGGAUUUACUACUGAUACGUCUGACUGAAGAGAACCCAAACAACCUCUGAAGUCAUUGUUAACUUCACAUCAUUGCUUAUUCAGCAUGCUAUGUGUGCCACCCGGGCGCUUAUCGUUCAUACAUACAUACAUACAUAUAUACAUAUACGUGGUGGUUCUUGCUACAUUGGUCACGCACGGCUUGGUUUGCUUGAGAGUCACUCACCUUGUAGUAGUAAGACCCACCAAACUGUUGUAUUAGUCACUGGAAAACCAAAAAAAUGUGGAUUGUAUGGAACAAGUAUACACUGUAUAGUACUCCAUAUUUCUACUUCAUCAUUAUAGAUAUUCUUGAAUAAAAGUCUUUUAGUGUC
Cuscuta campestris is the source of this 1228-nucleotide messenger RNA. The record is from the annotation of a GenBank genome assembly. Lineage: Eukaryota; Viridiplantae; Streptophyta; Magnoliopsida; Solanales; Convolvulaceae.